GGGUCCGGCGCGAGGGGGCCAUGGGGGCGCUGGCCGGCGCUGCUGCUCGCCAUCCGCCACCCCCGAAGCCUGGGACCAAAGUCUGGAACUCGUUCAGUUGACUUGAAAAGUAAAGAAACUGCCCUGGACUCUGUGUUCUUCUCUAGAAUUACUAGUUGGAGAAAUUCAACAGCUGGUGGACAUCCGUGGCAAGUCUCCCUAAAAUUAGGUAAGCAUCACUUCUGUGGAGGAAGCUUCAUCCAAGACGAUUGGGUUGUUACAGCAGUGCAUUGCCUGGGUAGCCUGGAUGAGAAGCAACUUAAGAGUCUAACUGUGACUGCUGGGGAGUAUAACCUCUUUCAAAAGGGUAAGCAAGAAAAGAACAUUCCUGUCUUUUUCAUCAACAGCCUUGGAUAGAGUUCUGAUAUUUCACUGCUGUAUCUAAAACACAAAGUCAAGUUUGGUAACCAAUGUCUUCCUCAUAGAGAUGGUAAAUUCGAAGUGGGGCUUCUUUGCAAGGCCAGUGGAUGGGGCACGUUUUCAGAGAAAUCAGAACAUUAAAAUGUCCUACAGAAAGUGGAACUUCCCACCAUGGAUGACAGAACACGUAAUGCAGUGCUCAGGGGUAUGAACCUUCCUCCCCUGGGAAGGACACUGCCGUGUGCUAGUUUUCCUGAUGGGGGAAAGGAAGUCUGCCAGGGGGCCUCUGGAGUACCGCUGACUUGUAGAAGAGGUGGUGGAAUGUGGACUCUUGCUGGGAUAACUUCCUGGGUGGCUGGUUGUGCUGGAGAUCCUGCCCCUCUCAGAAAUAACCAUAGAAGAGCAUCACCCGAUAUUUUCUCCAAGGUGUCUGAGUUCAUGGAUUUUAUCACUCAGAACAUGAUCACAGGUGGCUCAUGUAUCUUGAAAAUAAUGGUACCAGAAGAUAAAAUUAUCCUGAUAAAAUUUACAAGCUCAGACAUAGAAAAUCAAGUUGGAUGUAAUCAUGAUGAUGUAUCUUUACAAUCAAGCAAUGGCAUGCUUAUUUGUAAGGUCUGUGGAGCUAUGUCACCCUCACCAUUGUUGAUGGAGACCAGGGCUACAGUUCCAUUUGUUUCUGGUACAGAAAAUAGUGGCAGCAGCUUUGAGCUUACCUUUACUGCUACACAGAACUCAGAAGCAGGCUCAGGUUGCGGGAAUGUGGCUGUAUUGGUAGGAAGAGGAACAGUUCACGCUGCCGAUUAUACUGACUUGUAUCCCAGGGAUGCAAAGUGUCAUUGGUUCAUUCACGCUCCACAGCAACAUGUUGUAAAGGAAAAUGCUUUAAAUAAAAUUGGGGCAACAUCAUCUACCAAAACCAAUGCUGUACCUACUGCAAAAGCUAUUCAGUACGCUGGUUGGGUCAUUGACUUCAUCUUCUUUGCUGUAGACAUCUGUGGCAUCCCUCCGUUUAGUCUCCAGUGGCUUUUCAGAAGAAUUGCAGGAGGGGAUGAAGCCUACCCCUACUGUUGGCCAUGGCAGGUGGGUUGGAGGUUUCUGGGCAAUCACCAAUGUGGAGGUGCCAUCAUCAACCCAAUCUUGAUUCUUACUGCAGCUCCCUGUGUCCAUUUAAAAAAUUAUCCACUCUUCUGGACUAUUAUCAUUAGGGACCAUGACAGAACCCUGACAGAAUCAACUGAGCAGGUGAGAAGAGCCAAACACAUCCUGGUUCAUAAAGACCUUGAUAUGCAGAGCUAUGACUCUGACAUUGCCCUAAUACGACUGAGCUUUCCUCUGGAAUACAACUCAGAGGUGAGGCCAGUGUGUCUCCCACACGGCACAGAGCCUCUGCUUUCCUCCGAGAUCUGUGCUGUGACCGGAUGGGGAAGCAUUAGCACAGAUGGUGGCCUAGCAAGUUGCCUACAGCAGAUUCAAGUGCCCGUGGUAGAAGAGGUCUGUGAAUGCACUUACUAUUCUGCUCUUCCAAGAGAGAUCACCGAGAAGAUGCUCUGUGCUGGCUUUGCAGUGUCUGGAGGGAAAGAUUUCUGCAGGGGAGACUCUGGUGGGCCAUUAGUAUGUAGACAUGAAAGUGGUCCCUUUGUCCUCUAUGACAUUGUCAGUUGGAGAAGUAACUGUGUCCAGCCAUGGAAACCAGUUAUAUUUAACAGGGUAAGGGUCUUCUUGGACUGGAUCCAAUCCAAAAUCAAUGGUCCUGCUUCACUUCAGGCAAAUAAUAAAAGCAAAACCUUAACAAAACAAUUGUCACCACUCAGACCUUCAACAGAUUGUGCAUCUGAGUCAGGCUGUUGCCCUGAAGUGGAACUAGAAGAGCCCAGAGGCUUUUUUCCAAAUCCAGUAUAUCCACUGGACUAUAGAGGAAAAUUGGAAUGUUCUUGGGUUCUCAAAGUCUCACCAAGCAAUAUAGCAAAAUUUACCUUUCAGUAUCUGUCACUCCCUGGGACUCAUAUGUGUCGAGACUCAGUUCUGACUAUUUAUGAAGAAAGCCACAGUGAGAGGAGGAUGUCAGGUGAAUUAUGUGGAAGGAGCCUUUACCCGAUGAUUUUCAUGAGCUCUGGACCACUGGUGAGGGUGACAUUUCAUUCCUUUGUGCAAGGUGCUUUUGACAUAAGCUAUAUUGUCUUCAGAGUCCAAGGUCCAAAGGGCAGUAAAAUAAUGAGAUUUCCCCAAAGUUCAAACCAAGAGCACAUCAUCACUUGUGAGAAUGUUCUUCUGACCAAGCCAGCAGGAAUCAUACAGAUCCCAAAAUAUUCUCAUGAGACCGCUGUGAGCUGCCACUGGAUGUUAGUAGCCCGUUUAAAUCACAUCAUUCGCCUUGAUAUUAUCAACUUCCAGAUGAAGCCAGCACCCUUAUCCUGUCAUAGUCACCUGUGUAUUUAUGAAGGAUUUGGACCAGAAGAUGAAUUUUCUAAAAUUGCACAGCAGGCCAAAGUACUGCUGAUCAGUAAUACGUCUUGUCGAAGCUACUGGGGGCUGGAUAUUAAAAACCCCAACAUAUGUGGAGGAGCUGCAGGAUCAUCUUCUUGCACGGGAGACUCUGGAGGACCUUUGCAGUGUGCCCAGGAUGGGCAGUACAGGCUCGCUGACAUCGUGAGCUGGGGCAACAGUAACUGCCAUCCCAGCACGCCAACUGUCUUCAUGAGAGUUUCUCCCUAUAGGGACUGGAUCACAUCUGUCACUGCAGAAGCGUGA
Cynocephalus volans (Philippine flying lemur) is the source of this 3147-nucleotide messenger RNA. RefSeq names its product ovochymase 1 (gene OVCH1). Gene Ontology annotation, molecular function: serine-type endopeptidase activity. The record is from RefSeq and is a predicted model, not a curated record. Gene Ontology annotation, biological process: proteolysis. Lineage: Eukaryota; Metazoa; Chordata; Mammalia; Dermoptera; Cynocephalidae.